Molecule: messenger RNA, 1035 nt
Organism: Penicillium antarcticum
Lineage: Eukaryota; Fungi; Ascomycota; Eurotiomycetes; Eurotiales; Aspergillaceae
Product: Transferase
Exons: 3
Coding region: 1-1035 (344 amino acids)
Source: RefSeq, a predicted model, not a curated record
AUGGCGGACACAAUCCUCGACGUGGCAGGCCUGAUUUCAGUUCUUUACAAGCUAUACACACUCGAGCUACUCGGGGAUGGCAACACAGGCGUCUUCAUAAUCACGCCUCUCGGCAAGAUCCAGCUCGUGGUGAAAGAUAUACAAGAUGACCCCUCUGCACCAACAACAGACGGCCUUUGCCAUGUUGGACGAGAACAUCAUUACACCUUGCACGACUAUCAGUCUACCCGGUACCCUGCCAGGGAUCACAAUCGAAUCAACAUUGGUCUUUUGUGUCCAGGCGAAUUUCACAAAGGGCGGCCUGAUGCUCACGCUCGUUGCUCAACAAAAUGUCAUAGACAUGAUUGGCCAAGACUUUCUCAUCAACAUAUUAUGUUGUCCAGGGCUUGCCACGAUGAGCCUACAUGGGUGAGGAACUUGCUACUGGAAAUAUGGACCAGAGCAAUAUCAUCCCACUACUCGACGCCUCGUACAAGCCGGGUCCGAACCAUCACAUUACCCCCGACACCAAGUUACAUUUCCACAGAUGAUGCCGUCAGCGCUUUUAUCUGGCAGUGCAUCACCCGAGCGCGGGAUCUUCGCUUCGGAUCGAAAUCCGAGUUGAUGCUUGCACGCGCAGUGGAUGUCCGACGACACCUGGGCGUGCAUUCGGGGGUCAUUGCUGCACAGCUUCGAUCCCAGCUCGAUCCAAAAAUUGAUUAUCUGGUGUUUAAUACGCGUGCUUUGGCUACGUUCCAUAGUCGAUCGCCUGAUAGGACCAAGACUUUGUUUACUGCGACUGUUACGAUCCCGUCGGAUUACAUGAUUAGCUCUUGGUCGAGGAUUAAUUGCUAUGAAUUGGACCUUAAUCUUGGUUUGGGGAAGCCUGAGGCUGUACGGAGUCCGCACUUUAUUCCUUUUGAGAGCUUGGGGUAUUUGAUGCCUAGGUCGCCUGCUGGUGAGAUUCUUGUUGCGAUUUGGUUUAGAGAUGAAGACUGGAAGCGGAUCAGGGUGAACAAGAAGUUUGUUCAACAUGCCACAUAUAUUGGGAGAUAG